AUGGCAAUGAAAACUGUAGCAUUACCUUCCAUGUUACUAAUGGCACUACUCACCAACUUGCUAUCCCAACCAGCAAUCGCCAAUGUGGAGAAAUCGCCACAGAGUGCUCCUGCUUCAACAAUUCCAGGCCUAGCUGCUUCCACCGGGAACUUCGUUGCUUCGGGUCGAAUCAAGCCAGAAAGAGAUUUGGGCAAAGUUACUACGACUAAAGGAGAGGGAAUAGGAGGAGGCAGUGUUGAAGCUUUGAUUAGAAUUGAUGGGAAAGAAGCCAUUGCGAAAGUUGAUGAAGAUUUUAUCUGUGCAACUUUGGAUUGGUGGCCUCCUGAGAAAUGUGACUAUGGAACUUGCAGCUGGGGCAAAACUUCUCUCCUUAAUUUGGAUCUAAGUAAUACUAUCUUAUCAAAUGCCAUAAAAGCUUUUUCACCAUUGAAACUUAGAUUGGGUGGUACCUUGCAAGACCAAAUCAUAUAUGAUACAGAAGACAAUAAAAAACCUUGCCCCCCGAUUCCUUUUGUUGAAAACAACACAACAUUGUUUGGUGAGAUGUUUGGUUUUAAUGAGGCUUGCCUACCAAUGAAGAGAUGGGAUGAACUAAACUCCUUCUUUCUGAGAACAGGGGCUAAGAUUGUCUUUGGAUUAAAUGUCCUCACGGGAAAAACAUUCAAGAAUAAUAUCCCUGCAAUUGGAGACUGGGACUUCACCAAUGCCGAAUCUUUCAUUCGAUACACUGUCAAAAAUAACUACUCUGUUGCUGGAUGGGAGCUUGGGAAUGAGCUAUGUGGGAAGGGAGUUGGAACGAGCAUAUCAGCAAGUCAGUAUGCCAAUGAUUCAGCUUCUCUGCGUAACAUAGUACAGGAAAUAUACAAGGGUGGUGCUGGACCAAAGCCACUAAUCUUAGCACCUGGAGGGUUCUUUGAUGGACCUUGGUUCAAAGAAGUUGCAGAUAAAAGCACUACAACUUUAGAUGCGCUCACACACCAUGUAUAUAAUCUAGGGCCAGGGGUUGAUAAUAACCUUAUUGAAAAGAUUCUUGACCCGGAGUCUCUGGAUAGUAUGGUGGACACAUAUAGCAAGCUUCAAAACAUCCUGAAGACCUCUGCAACUUCAGCAACAGCAUGGGUUGGGGAAUCAGGAGGUGCUUGGAACAGUGGUCAUCAUCUUGUCACGGAUGCAUUCGUGUUUAGUUUCUGGUAUCUGGACCAGCUUGGUAUGUCUGCAGUUUAUGAUACCAAAACAUAUUGCAGACAGACCUUGGUUGGUGGAAACUAUGGUUUACUCAACACUACUACUUUUGUUCCCAAUCCAGACUACUACAGUGCUCUUCUUUGGCACCGAUUAAUGGGAAGAAAUGUACUGGCAACGAGGUUUGGUGGACCGAAAAAGAUACGUGCUUAUACACACUGUGCAAAACAAUCUAAAGGGAUUGUAGUCCUAUUGAUCAACCUACACAACACCACCGUUGUUCAGGCAAGGGUUGCCUUCAACAGUACCUGGAGCUUGCGACAUAGACACAAAUCUCACAAGUCUUAUAGAUCACAUAUGAAGGAACUUAAUGGUCUAAGAAGCAGGGCAGAAAGAGUGAGAGGUGACAGAGAAAGAGAAGAAUACCAUUUGACACCAAAGGAUGGAAAUAUACAGAGCCAAACCAUGCUGCUUAAUGGAAAUGCUUUGAAUCUGGAUUCAUCUGGGAACAUACCUACAUUAGAACCUGUUUUUGUAAAUUCAUCGCAGCCGAUAAUUGUUGCUCCAUUUUCAAUUGUUUUUGUUCACAUACCAUACGUUGUUCCCCCAGCUUGCAGGUAG
Messenger RNA from Fragaria vesca subsp. vesca, 1803 nucleotides. RefSeq names its product heparanase-like protein 3-like. The transcript has 11 exons. Lineage: Eukaryota; Viridiplantae; Streptophyta; Magnoliopsida; Rosales; Rosaceae. Gene Ontology annotation, molecular function: beta-glucuronidase activity. Gene Ontology annotation, cellular component: membrane; plant-type cell wall. The record is from RefSeq and is a predicted model, not a curated record. Bases 1 to 1803 code for a protein of 600 amino acids.